This is a messenger RNA of Cynoglossus semilaevis (tongue sole), 1891 nucleotides long. It is a transcript of the gene eif2b3, whose product is annotated as eukaryotic translation initiation factor 2B, subunit 3 gamma. Gene Ontology annotation, molecular function: translation initiation factor activity; guanyl-nucleotide exchange factor activity. Gene Ontology annotation, biological process: biosynthetic process; cytoplasmic translational initiation. Lineage: Eukaryota; Metazoa; Chordata; Actinopteri; Pleuronectiformes; Cynoglossidae. The record is from RefSeq and is a predicted model, not a curated record. Gene Ontology annotation, cellular component: eukaryotic translation initiation factor 2B complex; guanyl-nucleotide exchange factor complex. The transcript has 12 exons.
UGCACAAACGAAGGAGUUUCUACAUCGGGCAUAUUUCACAGACGGACCACAGCUGUCAUCAUAUGAUGCUAACGGAGAGCUUAUUCUUCCAGCAGACUUUCUCUUCCAGUAUUUAUCAUAUGUUUUGACCUUAGUGUAUUAGUCUCUUUUCACUUGUGGUUCUUGUGCCAAGGAGACGUUUCUGCCGCUAUUUGGCUUCUUUUUUAUUGGCACGAUAGCGAUAUGCGUCAAAUGAUUGCUAAAUGCUAAAAACUUUGAAAGCCAGCUCAGUUAUAUGCAUCCAACAACGCUGACAUUUUCACUAACAGGCAAUCUACUGGGACAAAGGUGACUCUAAGAGUGAGUCUUGGCAGACAUCAUGGAGCUACAGGCAGUGCUGAUGGCGGCUGGAGGGGGCUCACGUAUGACUGAUUUAAUAUACAACACCCCCAAGCCUAUGUUGCCCGUUGGCAACAAACCGCUCAUCUGGUACCCACUAAAUCUGCUAGAGAGAGUGGGCUUCGAAGAGGUGAUAGUGAUUACCACCAAGGAGGUCCAGAAGAUGAUGAGCACAGACCCCAAAAUGAAACUGGAUGUGAAGAUAAAACUGGAUAUAGUUUGUAUCCAUGAAGAUGGCGACAUGGGAACUGCAGACGCUCUCAGGCACAUCCAGCCAAAGAUCAAGACUGACAUCCUGGUGUUAAGCUGUGAUCUGAUAACAGAUGUGGCACUUCACGAGGUGGUUGAUCUGUUCAGAGCCCACAAUGCAACACUAGCCAUGCUUAUGAGCAAAACCCAUGAAUUCACAGAGACAGUACCUGGACAGAAGGGCAAGAAAAAGACAGCUGAACAGAGGGACUUUGUUGGCGUGGACACGUCAGGAAAACGGCUGCUGUUCAUGGCCAACGAGGCAGAUCUGGAGGAAGGGCUGUCAAUUAGGAAGUCUAUUAUGACAAAACAUCCCAGGAUGCACAUCAAGACAGGCCUAGUGGACGCUCACCUGUAUUGCCUGAAGAAAGCAGUGGUGGAUUUUCUCACAGAAAACAAGUCCAUCACAUCAAUCCGUGGCGAGUUGAUACCAUAUUUGGUUCGCAAGCAGUUUUCCAAAACGAUCAACAGUCACAAGACGAAAGACGACACAGAUGAUCAGAGCCAGGAAAAGACCGAGCAGUCUAAAGGCCAAGGUCAGGGUCUUGAAUGACUUUUUUUGUCCGUGUUGGAGGACAAACGUUUAGCACUGGCCCAGGAACGUUCCUGUUGGAACGACCAUCAUGGCGACAUGAGCGAGGCCUACCACGGAGGAAAGCUGCGCUGCUACGUCCAUAUCAUGGACCAGGGCCUGUGUUACCGUGUCAACACUCUGGCUGCGUACAUAGAGGCGAACAGACUGGCCCCCAAGCUGUUUGAGGAGUCAGCAGUUCAUCCAAGUGCCGUCAUUUCUGAGAAAUGUCAGGUGGGAUCAGACAGCAUCAUUGGUGCUCAGUGCCAGGUAGCAGAUAAGACUUCUAUAAAGAGGUCCAUUAUUGGCAUCUCCACCACUAUUAAAGAAAAGGUCAAAAUUGCCAACUCCAUCAUCAUGCACGGCGUCACCAUUGAGGAGGGGUGUAAUAUUCAGGGCAGUGUGAUCUGCAGUAAUGCUGUCAUCAGUCGAGGAGCUGACCUCAAAUACUGCCUGGUGGGAAGUGGACAGCAGAUUGAAGCAGAGGCUGAGAGAAAUAAUGAGGUCAUCGUUGGAACGGACCAGCUGAUGGAGAUCUAACUCUGAUGGGGAUUCAUUGGCAUCACCUCAUUAACCAAUCAGAGAGCAGGAAAUUGCAGGACCACCAGCUGACAUCAGGAGGCCAAACGCUGCUCCACUCCCACCUUUAGGCUUUUGUACAUUAAAUAAAGAGGAGUCUGCUUUCACACCCGG